AUGGAAAACAAGAUUUUGUGGAUAAUACCUCUUUACUUAAAUUGUAACAACUGGGAAACUGACUUCGAGCAACUAACCGAGCUACUAAACAACAGAAAUGCGUCAAACGUUUUAAUGAUCGGAGAUUUCAAUGCAAAGGUUGGACAAGAACCAAGUGUGAUGAACGCAAUCAAUGGAAUAAAUAGGCGAUCAAAGGAUGCAGUAUGCAAUGCAAGGGGAAAAAAACUCUUAGAGCUCUGCGAUUCUUUUGCCCUUCGAAUUCAAAAUGGAACUAGUUUGAGCGACGGUGUCGGCAAUUUCACAUUUGCCAGCGGGCAAGGAACUUCGGUGAUAGACUAUAGCAUCUUAGAAACUACGAGCAUGAAGCUGCUUGCAAAACUAAGAUGGAAAGAGUCAACAGCACCUAUGUAUAGACGUUUACUUGAUUUGAAGCUUCAAACUCAAGAGGAUGUGGACUUUGGUCAUUUAGAAGAAAUAAUCAAGACCUCAUACUCACAAAAGCAAGUUAAAAAUAAAGUAGGCAGUAAAGAACCGUGGUUCGACGAACAAUGUCAGCUUGCGCGCAUGGAUACAUUUCGUUGGCUUAAUAUGUUCAGAAAUUUAAAUGAAAGUCGUUUUAAAGAUAAAUAUACCGAGGCGAAUAAAAAAUACAAGGAGCUGUGCAGAAGCAAAAAGAGAAGCUACAGUGAAUUAGAAGCGUCGAGGUUGGCGAAUUGUAAAGAUGCAUCGGAAUUCUGGAAGCUUGCAUGGAAACUUAAUGGCAAACAAUUUACUAUAAAUACGAAUCUCUGUAAGAAUGCAUUGAGGGAACAUUUCAACGUUUUGCUGAAUCCAACACCAAGUACCUUAAAUUGGCAAUAUGCAGUUCCUGGAUUUGAAAACGAAAUUUUAUAUACUGAAAUCACUUCGCAUGAAAUUGACUUAAUUUUGGGAGGCCUUAAAGAUGGAAAGGCCCCAGGAGCAAAGGGGAUACCUGCAGCCUUUGAUACCAUAGACCGAAGAGCUUUAUUAUACAAAUUGUAUGGAGUGGGCUUGUCACGAAAAUUUGGGCGAGUUCUGGAAGCUUUGUAUAAGGAAACACAUGCAGCAGUGUGGAAUGGAGCAGAACUUUCAGACUGGUUUGAAACUGGAUCCGGUGUCAAGCAGGGAUGCGCAUUAAGUCCAACAUUAUUUGCUCUCUUCAUAGAUGAUCUGAUUGACUAUCUGCCCGGCGGAGUGGUCUUCGCGGGAGAGAGUAUAAAGGCGCUUCUCUUUGCGGAUGACGUAGUAAUGUUUGCAAAUUCCCCUGAAACUCUGCAACUCAUGAUCAAUAGAGUACAUGAUUAUUGCCGGUUAUGGAGCCUCAUAGUCAAUAUCGAAAAAUCGAAAGUAAUGAUUUUUAGAAAAAGUGGUGGAAGAACCGCAUCAAACGAAAAGUGGAAAUUCAAUGGGGAAAAUAUUGAGAUUGUCAACGAUUAUAAGUAUCUAGGUGUCUACUUCUCGAAGAACUUGAGUAUGGAGAAGCAUUUUAAGGAAAAGCUCCAGAAAGCAAAAGCGGCUAUCAAUAUCUCAUGGAAGAAAUGUUGUAUGAACAAAAACAUCGCGCAUAGCAGCAAAUACAAGGUAUUUGAAGCAGUUGCGGAGACCAUUCUGCUAUAUGGAUCUCAGGUUUGGGGAAGUAAGAAGUUUGACCCAGUUGAACAACUUUUGAGGUUUUAUGUGAAAAGGAUAUUCCAUCUACCAGCAAACACGCCUAAUUAUGUUAUUAUGAUUGAGACGGGGCUAUCACCGCUGUUCAUAAAAACGCUUAAGCUCCAAUCGUAG
Messenger RNA from Eupeodes corollae, 1803 nucleotides. RefSeq lists its product as uncharacterized. The transcript has 3 exons. The record is from RefSeq and is a predicted model, not a curated record. Bases 1 to 1803 code for a protein of 600 amino acids. NCBI's taxonomy places the organism in Eukaryota, Metazoa, Arthropoda, Insecta, Diptera, Syrphidae.